Paramecium octaurelia is the source of this 865-nucleotide messenger RNA. Lineage: Eukaryota; Ciliophora; Oligohymenophorea; Peniculida; Parameciidae. The record is from the annotation of a GenBank genome assembly.
GUUUAGAUCAAUAAAUAUGGCAAAAUAACUUCCAAAUAGUUCAAGGGAUAGGAUGACCCUAAUCGAUCUACUCUUUGAUGAAUGCUAUUAAAAAUAGAAGACUUUACCUUAGAAUGUUCCGAAAAUCAAUAUGAAAUCAAAUUUGAAGAAAUCAGCACCAAUAAUAUAAUCUUUAGAAUACAAGAUUUAACCAAAAGAAUCAUCAAUAAAAUAAAAAGAUAAAGCAUCAAAUGUUUAUUCAAUAAAUGAAUUAAUAAUCUAAAAUCCACAAAAACAAUAAUGGGAGUAUCAAUAAGUAUAGAAUUCUCAAACUAAAUUACUGGAAUUAUUAAAACCUAUUAACUUUAAGAAAUAAAAGAAAAAGGAGAACUUUAGAUUGCAUAACAGCGAGAACUGUUCAAUAAAUUCUUAUAAACUACCAAAUGUGUCUUCAAGAUAUAUCAAUCAAAAUGUUAGUAAUAGUAAUUCAUAUAGAAUACAAGUAAGAUAAUCAGUUUAGGAUAUAAUUAAAUGUAAAAUAUGUUUUACAUAUAUUGAUUAUGAUAAUUAUAAAUUGAAUUGUAAACACAGUUAUCAUAAAGAUUGUUUAAGAGAAUAACUCUAAUAAUAAAUAAACUAAGGAUAAUACUAUUUAAACUGUAUUAGUUGCAAUGAAAGAAUAAAAAACAAUGUAUUAAGAAAUAUAUUAAAUAGAAGUAUUAUUGAAUUAUACUUCUUAAAUUAAAUUAAAUUCAUUGUUCAAAGAUAUCAUAACACAGUUAAAUUUGAGAAAUGCAAAAAAUGUUUCUUUUUUUGGAUUAGAACACCGCUUGCAAAUAAUUUGGAGUCCUAUUGUCAGAUUUGUGACUCAAAUAAUUGUUAAUGA